This is a messenger RNA of Pocillopora damicornis (cauliflower coral), 2879 nucleotides long. Its product is annotated as E3 ubiquitin-protein ligase TRIM45-like. Gene Ontology annotation, molecular function: zinc ion binding; protein binding. The record is from RefSeq and is a predicted model, not a curated record. Lineage: Eukaryota; Metazoa; Cnidaria; Anthozoa; Scleractinia; Pocilloporidae.
AUGAAUUCUCUCCCUAAGAAUCUCAAGAAACAAGUUACUUGUUCGAUUUGCUUCGAUACCUACGCAGAGCCCAAAACUAUAUCAUGUCUUCACACGUUUUGCUGUGAGUGUUUGGAGAAACAUGUAAGAGUGAGCCAGAAAAAGGGAAAAUUUCGAUGCCCCGAGUGUCAGGCAGUGAUCGAUUUACCAGAUGGAAAUCGCUUCGACCGUUUGCCUACCAGCUUUUUCCAUAAGAGUUUAUUGAAUCUUCUGGCUGUUCGAAAGGGUGGUGCGGCAAGUAGCUUUACCUGUUUUCAAUGCAGUGCAACCAACCCCCAGAUGUACUACUGCUUCGACUGCGAACGAUUCAUGUGCCCUGAUUGUUUCAACGCACAUGAAUUGCUCAAGAAGUCUUUUCAAGGACACAAAGUCACACCAGUUCAAGACUUCAAAACAGAAGAUUACGAAGCAUUGUUAAAGAGACAACCGUUUUGUUCUCGGCAGUUCCACGAGAGAGAAAUUACACGGUUCUUUUGCUCGCAGUGUCAAGUUUGCAUUUGUCAAAUUUGCAUAGUCACGGAUCAUCAAAACCACAAAGUUGUUGUGCUCGACAAAAUAGCACACGAGGAAAAGGAUAACAUGAUGUCGGGCGCUAAAUUGAUCAAGAAAAUGGAAAACAAGCUCCGUGAAGUCAUUAAGCAGUUUAAAGAAACCAUUUCGAAGCUGGAAAGCAAUAUGGAAACGGCUAAGCGAAGCGUCAAGCAAGCAGCUGAGGAAAUGAUCGCAGAUAUUCGAGAGCGCGAGCGAGAGGCGUUGGAAUCCCUCGAGGAAACACGCGCGUCGAGACUCCAUAAAAUUAACUCGGCUAAACAGGAAGUGGAAUCCUUAGUAAAACAAAUGAACCAAGCAGCUCAGUUUGCGGAAAAUCUAGUGCAGGGAACCUCAAGCUCGGAUAUUAUGCAGAACAAAGAAACUAUAAGGACCAAAUUUGAAGAGCUUCUGCGAGUUGAAGUUCCAAAACAUCAGCAGACGACAUUCAUUAAAUUCACUGCAGCAUCUCACAAGGACUUGAAACUGGGUUUCAUUGAAGUCACUGAAGACGCAGCAAAGGCAGCUAAAUCAACUUUAGACGGACUGGAUCAAACUUUCCAGGCUGGAGUAGAAGCAGAGUUUACGUUAUAUCCAAAGAAAUCUGGAGAUGAGAUGAGUAACCAGGCUGAUCUUAAAAGUCGAGUUGAAUUGCUGGUUAAACCCGUCAAGGAUGUUACAGACGUGAUUGUCGAAGAGAAAGAGGACGGCAAUCUUGCAUUGAAGUUUACUCCCAAAGUACCUGGCGCCUAUAGCAUUGAGGUGAAGAUUAAUGGCGAUAAACUAUCGACCCGUCCCAUGACUGUGCAGGUAAAAGAACGUGAAAUUGUUGUGGUCGGUGAGUUGAAGUUAAAGCUCUUUAAAGGGAACACUCUUGAACGGUUAUUUGGAGUUGCUGUGAAUACAGAAGGCCAGAUAGUUGUAACAGAUAACUUUGGCCACUGUGUUUAUGUCUUUGACAACAAUGGCAACUGUUUGAGAAAAAGUAGAGGCGAGGGUAGCAAUACAGGACAAUUUCAGUACCCUAAUGGCAUUUCGUUUUUUAAUGACAACGAAGUCCUGAUUGCAGACUCAGGAAAUUGCAGAAUACAACGACUUAAUAUUCAGACAGGAACCGUGGUCAAAAGUUUUGGAAAAAGAGGCAGGGGAAAAGGAGAGUUUGGCAGGCCAUUAGACGUUACUGUGGAUGAUAAAGAACGCAUUGUUGUAACCGAGUGGGACAAUAAUAGGAUACAGGUGAUGUCAAAGGAGGGGGAAUCUAUUUUCACAUUUGGAGACAAAGGCCCAGAGAAACUUUUAUGGCCAACCUGCUGCAUUCUUUACCAAAACAGGUUUCUCGUAUCCGAUACAGGCAACCACUGCAUAAAAGCUUUUGAUCAGUCAGGAACAUUGUUAUACAAAUUUGGCAAAAAAGGGAAUCAAGAUGGACAAUUUAACUGGCCGUAUGGUUUGCUUGUAGACAGCUCCGAUAAUCUUCUAGUAUGUGACUCUGGCAACAACCGAGUUCAGCAGUUUUCUUUAGACGGUCGCUUCACCGGCAAAAGCAUCAUUCGUUUAUCUAAUGUUACAGCGAUGUUAACAGCACCAGACAGGCGUAUUCUUGUUACUAGCCAUGAUGAGAAAAAGGUGUACAUUUUAAAAUAGACACUCUCAAAAGUGAACUCAAGUUUGCUUCUCGAGCCGCUCCUUGCCUGUGAUUUGCUUCAUUUUGAUGCUGUUUCAUCAUUUGUCUGGAAAAAGUCUUGGCGAUAAUAUCAAGACUUACAAUUCUACUUGGAGACAAAAACCUUUUGACUUGAAGUACUUAGCCCAGGUCUUUCAAGCUCGUCAGUUUCAAGCCGUCUUAAUCUCUUUUAUUAAGUUCUUUAUCAAUCGUUUUUUCUCCGAUCUAAAGUUUUGUUUAUUUUCUUUAAGGUCAAGGUAUCGCUGCAAUUUGAAUAAUCUACUCCAAGAGAUUUAACAACAAGUCCUCAAAAAUGAGUAAGGGGAGCAGUAAAACUGCUUGGUGUAUCGAAAAAUUCGACAAAUUUGACUUUUUUUAUAGCCUGAGAAUAUAUAUCUGGAAAACUUCAAGACCAUGUGCUGCUUUUUGCAGUCAUUGAUUAGUCAGGAUAGAUUAACUGCAGGUUUUUCAAUCUAAGAAAAUGUAUCUUUAAUGAAGCUUUAAUUCAAGAGCAAUUUAUGGCUGCAUAAUUUCACAUGUAUAAGUAAUCAACAAGCACAAGAGGUAAGGUGACAAUUGUGUUAAAAAAUGAGCAUCUACCGAGUAGUAAGGUCAUAACUAGAGGUGGUUUCUAAGUAAGCUUAAGUGU